AUGGCACAUUCUGAAAGAGCCAACGGGUUGCAAGAAAGUAAUCAGAGAUAUGGAUCUCUGCAAGAACAACUGCCUAAAGCAGGAAAUCAAGCUGUCGGACCUAUUGAGAUAUUCCGUUUUGCUGAUAAUCUGGACAUUGUCCUCAUGACUCUGGGAAUACUAGCAUCGAUGAUAAAUGGAGCCACUGUUCCUUUAAUGUCCCUGGUUUUAGGAGAAAUAAGUGACCAUUUUAUUAAUGGAUGCCUAGUCCAAACUAACAAAACUAAAUAUCAGAACUGUUCUCAGUCUCAAGAAAAGUUGAAUGAAGAUAUCAUUAUGUUGACUCUCUAUUAUGUUGGGAUAGGAGCAGCUGCCCUCGUUUUGGGCUACGUGCAGAUUUCCUUUUGGGUCAUAACCGCAGCCCGGCAAACCACAAGAAUCCGAAAACAGUUUUUUCAUUCGAUUUUGGCACAAGACAUCAGCUGGUUUGAUGGCACUGACAUCUGUGAACUUAACACCCGCAUGAAUGGUGACAUCAGCAAACUCUGUGAUGGUAUUGGAGAUAAGAUCCCUCUGAUGUUUCAGAAUAUAUCUGGGUUUUCUAUUGGCCUCGUGAUAAGCUUGAUAAAGAGCUGGAAACUCUCGCUGGCGAUUCUGUCCACGUCUCCUCUCAUAAUGGCUGCAUCAGCACUGUGCUCUAGGAUGGUCAUCUCAUUGACCAGUAAGGAGCUGGAUGCCUAUUCCAAAGCUGGGGCUGUAGCUGAAGAAGCUUUGUCAUCAAUCCGAACAGUCACAGCCUUUGGAGCCCAAGAGAAAGAAAUUCAAAGGUAUACACAGAAUCUAAAGGACGCCAAGGACGCUGGCAUAAAGAGGGCUAUAGCUUCAAAGCUGUCUCUUGGAGCCGUCUACUUCUUUAUGAAUGGAGCCUACGGACUGGCUUUUUGGUAUGGAACCUCCUUGAUUUUUGGUGGAGAACCUGGUUACACCGUCGGGACUAUUCUUGCUGUUUUCUUCAGUGUGAUCCACAGUAGUUACUGCAUCGGGUCUGUAGCCCCUCACUUGGAAACCUUCACUAUAGCCAGAGGAGCCGCUUUUAAUAUCUUUCAUGUUAUUGAUAAGAAACCCAAUAUAGAUAACUUUUCAACAGCUGGAUAUAAACCUGAAUCUAUAGAAGGAAACAUAGAAUUUAAAAACGUUUCUUUCAGCUAUCCAUCAAGACCUUCUGCCAAGAUUCUGAAAGGCUUCAAUCUCAAGAUUAAGUCUGGAGAGACAGUAGCUUUGGUUGGUCCCAGUGGCAGUGGCAAGACUACCACAGUCCAGCUUCUGCAGAGGCUGUAUGACCCAGAAGAGGGCUGUAUCACGGUAGAUGAGAAUGACAUCCGAACCCAAAACGUGCGACAUUACCGAGAGCAAAUUGGAGUGGUCAGCCAAGAGCCGGUUUUGUUUGGUACCACCAUCGGUAACAAUAUUAAGUUUGGCCGUGAAGGCGUGAGUGAAGAAGAAAUGGAGCAGGCAGCGAGGGAGGCAAACGCCUACGACUUCAUAAUGGCCUUUCCUAAGAAAUUUAAUACACUAGUAGGGGAAAAAGGAGCUCAGAUGAGUGGAGGCCAGAAACAGAGAAUCGCCAUUGCUCGAGCGCUAGUUCGAAACCCCAAAAUUCUAAUCCUAGAUGAGGCUACAUCUGCCCUCGACACAGAGAGUGAGUCACUUGUUCAAGCCGCACUGGAGAAGGCAAGCAAAGGCCGGACUACACUUGUGGUAGCACACCGGCUCUCCACUAUUCGUGGGGCAGACCUGAUUGUGACGAUGAAGGAUGGCGAGGUGGUGGAGAAAGGGAUCCAUGCUGAACUAAUGGCAAAGCAGGGACUGUACUACUCCCUCGCUGUGGCACAGGAUAUUAAAAAGGUCGAUGAACAAAUGGAGUCAAGGACAUGCUCCGCUGCAGGGAAUGCCAGCAAUGGUUCUCUGUGCAAUGUGAAUAGCGCCAAGUCCCCCUGCACUGACCAGUUUGAGGAAGCUGUACCCCAUCAAAAGACAACUCUUCCUGAAGUUUCACUAUUAAAAAUAUUUAAAUUAAGCAAGUCCGAGUGGCCUUUUGUGGUUCUGGGAACUUUGGCUUCUGCUUUAAAUGGGUCUGUUCACCCAGCAUUUUCCAUCAUCUUUGGAAAAUUGGUCACUAUGUUCGAAGAUAAAAAUAAAACUACAUUAAAGCAGGAUGCAGAGCUCUACUCUAUGAUGUUAGUCGUCUUGGGCAUAGUGGCUCUUGUCACCUACUUGAUGCAGGGGUUGUUUUAUGGCAGAGCAGAAGAAAUUUUAGCCAUGAGGUUAAGACACUCAGCAUUCAAAGCCAUGCUCUAUCAGGAUAUGGCCUGGUAUGAUGAGAAAGACAACAGCACUGGAGCCCUGACCACAACGUUAGCUGUGGACGUAGCACAGAUCCGGGGUGCAGCAACUUCAAGGCUUGGUAUCAUAACACAAGAUGUGACCAACAUGAGUUUGUCCAUCCUUAUCUCCUUCGUCUAUGGAUGGGAGAUGACACUCCUGAUUCUCAGCUUUGCACCUAUACUUGCAGUGACAGGAAUGAUUCAAACUGCAGCAAUGGCUGGCUUCGCCAACAAGGAUAAGCAAGAGCUUAAGCGUGCCGGGAAGAUAGCAACAGAAGCUGUGGAGAACAUACGUACGGUAGUGUCAUUAACAAGAGAGAAAGCCUUUGAGCACAUGUAUGAGGAGACGCUACGGACCCAACACAGAAAUGCCUUGAAGAGAGCACAUAUCACUGGAAGCUGUUAUGCGGUCAGCCAUGCUUUUGUGCAUUUCGCCCACGCAGCAGGUUUCCGGUUUGGAGCCUAUUUGAUUCAAGCUGGACGGAUGACGCCCGAAGGCAUGUUCAUAGUCUUUACUGCCAUUGCAUAUGGGGCUAUGGCCAUUGGAGAAACGCUUGUUUGGGCUCCUGAAUAUUCCAAAGCCAAGGCUGGAGCUGCACAUCUGUUUGCUUUGCUGAAAAAUAAGCCAAGUAUAGACAGCUGCAGUCAAAAUGGAGAAAAACCAGACGCCUGUGAAGGGAACUUAGAAUUUCGAGAAGUCUCGUUCUUCUAUCCUUGUCGGCCAGAAGUUCCUGUCCUUCAAGACAUGUCCCUCAGCAUUGAGAAAGGGAAGACAGUAGCAUUUGUUGGGAGCAGUGGCUGUGGGAAAAGCACGUGUGUUCAACUGCUACAAAGAUUUUAUGACCCCAUGAAAGGACAAGUGCUGCUUGACGGCGUCGAUGUGAAAGAAUUGAACGUGCAAUGGCUGCGUUCCCAGACAGCCAUCGUCUCCCAAGAGCCUGUGCUCUUCAACUGUAGCAUUGCUGAGAACAUUGCCUAUGGUGAUAACAGCCGCAUGGUGCCCUUAGAGGAGAUCAAAGAGGUCGCAGAUGCAGCCAACAUCCAUUCUUUCAUUGAAGGGCUCCCCGGGAAAUACAGCACCCAAGUGGGACUAAGAGGCAUGCACCUUUCUGGCGGCCAGAAACAAAGACUGGCUAUUGCAAGGGCUCUUCUCCGGAAGCCGAAAAUUUUACUGCUGGAUGAGGCCACUUCAGCCCUUGACAAUGAGAGCGAGAAGAUGGUUCAACAGGCCCUCGACAAAGCCCGGAGAGGGAGGACCUGCCUAGUAGUGGCUCACAGACUCUCCACAAUACAGAAUGCAGAUAUGAUCGUCGUUCUGCAAAAUGGAAGAAUCAAGGAGCAGGGGACUCAUCAGGAGCUCCUGAGAAAUGGAGAGACUUACUUUAAAUUAGCAACCGCGCAUUAGUAGUGGCGCCAGCAGGUGCACUGACGCUGCCGGCCUUGCUUGCACUUGGAUCUUGGCGGAAUGAAGAGUACACAGUCAUUUCUUGGCCUGCUCUAGACUCUUACUGCAAUGUCAAUACUUAGAAUCCUGACAUUCAAGUACAGACAUGUUCUGUCUAACUGUCUUCUCUUUAGAUUUUCAAAAGCAAACCAAGGGGGCUGGAGAGGUGGUCUGCGGUUUAGAGCACUGGCUAUGGUCUUCUGGAGGGCCCGGGUUUGAGUCUCAGCAUCCACAUAAUGGCUCACAACCACUUGGAACUCCAGUUCCAUGGGGUCCACGAAACUAUUCUGGCCUCUGUGGGUACCAGGCACACAUGUGUAGCACAUCCAAGAACACGUGCAAGAAAAAAUAUAAUUUUUUAGUUAAGUAGAAAAAAAAUCAAACCAAACAUCUACAAAAUUUACCUGGAGAAAGUGCCUGUAUCUCUUAUUCCAUAAACAUUUCCUAACGCAUUUUCUUGUAAACAGCUUUAGGCAAAACAAAGGCAUUUCUCUAUCAAAGUGUUGUGGUGAAAUUUCGGGAGAACAUCAUCUAGUUGAAAGGUUUCGGCUGAAAGGGUAAGGUGCGUAAAGUUAAGCUCGUGGCACUGCAGAGGCAUCUUUAAUUGGGAAGACAACUUUGUAGUAUAUCAGCAAACCGUCUGUGCCUCCUUUUUCUCCAGACUGUAUAAAUAUUCAGUUUCUAAAAUUCUGUUAUAUCCCCUCAUUGGGCACAGGUGGGGGAGUUUGAGAGUAGCACGGGGUAAAGUAGCCAGUAAGGGGAGAUGGCUCCUGCUCACCCCCCACCCCAUAGUCUUUCCUGAAGAUUCCAUUUUAAGCAUUGGGUGUUCAGUAUGAAGCAUCAGUUUACUGAAGUGUGAACACUAACUUAAAACAAACGAUCCUUCUGCCGCACGUGAGAAUCGCUUCUCCGUAUUUGAUCAAACAAUUCAUUUAAAUUCAUAUGAACUUAAUAAUAUGUAAUAUGUGAUUUACAAAUUCUACAUAAAUGGCAAUAUUAGUUAACCAA
Rattus norvegicus (Norway rat) is the source of this 4815-nucleotide messenger RNA. Lineage: Eukaryota; Metazoa; Chordata; Mammalia; Rodentia; Muridae. The record is from RefSeq and is a predicted model, not a curated record.